ACUGGGUGAUAUAUACUCCUCCACAUUAUAGCACAGGCCACAGUGCAUCAGCACCAUUUGAAGCAGAGACAAUGAAGUUGCAAACGCAACUACUACUCUUGGCUUUCAUCACCGCAGGGCUGAUCAUGAGCCGCGGCGUCCUCGCCGGCGGCACCCACACGAUGCCGGUGCGCGCGCUACGCCGCGUCGAGGACGAGGACGUGGGAUUUCUGGAGUGUGAGGAGGCGGCGUACCCGCGGAGGAGGGUGCUUUACGGCGACCAGUACAUCAGCUACAAAGGGGUGCAGGCGAGCAGGCCGGCGUGCUCCGGCUCCUGCUCUGGCCGGGGGCAGCCCUACACCGGUAGCGGCUGCCAGGCCAUCUUCGGCUGCCGCGGGCGUUAAUUAUCUAGAAGGUACUACGAUUCCUAUUUGCUUCCCUGGCCAAGAAGCUGCGUGGAGAUUAUGAAAUGUGGUUACCGUAUAAGCUCAAGUGGUUAUACAUGUAUUUGUGUUGUUCUUGAUUGUAAUUUUUCUUUUGGCUGGUGUUUUCUUGUGCUAAGGCUAGUGCUAUGCUGUCUAUUUAGGCUUGUUGGUGUUUAUGUGGUUUGUAUUAUGAUCCUUAUACUAAAUUAAGGAGAUGUAUUACCAUGAAAAAAGAGAGAAGAAAUGCUUGCCAUGUGAAUAAUAAUGUGUUUGGGUGAAUUUAA
Messenger RNA from Triticum dicoccoides, 688 nucleotides. RefSeq lists its product as uncharacterized. Lineage: Eukaryota; Viridiplantae; Streptophyta; Magnoliopsida; Poales; Poaceae. The record is from RefSeq and is a predicted model, not a curated record. The transcript has a single exon. The coding region runs from base 72 to 383 and encodes 103 amino acids.